UGAUAACGGACAGGACUGUCCAAGCUGUCGGUGUUUAAGACAGGUUGGGUCUUCGUGGCUAAUUCAGAGGCUAGUCUCUGUUGUAAAAAUAGUUGUUACAUCUUAGGUCCGUGUUCGAAUCCUGACCAUGAAUCUGGCCACACUGUUGUGCCUUUGUGCUGUGGCUGUUUUGGUUGCAUCUGAUAAGUGUUACAGCGGAUUUGGUUGUUUCAAAACCUUCGGGUCUUUCACGGCAUUGCCCCAGGCUCCCGAUGUGAUUAAGACAGCCUUUGAAUUGUACAACCGGCAUGGUAAGUCUGUCAUGCUUGCAACGGACAGUUCACACUGGAAGAAUUUGUUGAGCUCUGGACAUUUCAGCGCCAGUAAGGAGACGAAGUUCAUCAUCCAUGGCUUCUCAAACAGUGGUCAUACUUCAUGGGUGACAGAGAUGAAGGAUACUCUCUUGCAGAAGGGUGACUUCAACGUGAUCGUGGUCGACUGGGGCAACGGGUCCGCGUUCCCCUUCACCCAGGCGACAGCGAACACGUUCCUGGUAGCAGCAGAGGUGGGCAGGUUCAUCAAGUACUUGCGUUCGUCGCUCCACGUGGACCUGAACAAGGUCCAUCUAAUUGGUCACAGUCUCGGGGCUCAGAUCAGCGGGAAUGUAGGCGCCGCCGUCAGGGGCAUCAGGAGAAUCUCAGGUUUGGAUCCAGCCGAACCCUACUUCAUCGACUUCACAGACUCUAACCGCCUUGACAAGAGUGAUGCCGGCUUCGUCGACGUCAUCCAUACCGAUGCGGAGAAGUUUAGCGGCGUCGCAGGGUUUGGUAUGAAGAAAACAUGUGGGGACAUCGACUUCUACCCCAACGGGGGUGAGGAUCAGCCCGGAUGUUCCGACAACCCACUCGGCAGCCUUCUCGGUGGCCUUCUCGGAGGACAUAUUCAUCAGGCUACCGACACGGUGUCAUGCAGUCACGGGCGAUCUCAUAGAUACUUCAUAGAGAGCAUGAAGUCCAGCUCGUGCAAGUUCACAGGACACACGUGCAAGGACUGGGCUACAUACGAGACGGGAAACUGUCAUGGCUGCCCUUCUGGUGGAUGUCCAGUGAUGGGAUACAACGCUGAUCAAACCUCGGCCAGGGGAUCAUUCUACCUGAGCACAGGACAAACUAGUCCUUUCUGUGGGCAUGAGUUUUUCGUCGAGAUUGACCUUGCCUCUGUCGACGAGGACGCUUACGGCCGUCUAUACGUCACCCUAACAGGGUCAAAGGGCACAAGUGCAGAGGCAGAGUUCACGAGGGAAAACCGCCAUUACCACAAAUCUGACCACGAGAAACAUAUGAUCGCCAUUGCCAAGGACAUAGGAUCUGUGUCAGGGGUCAAGGUCAAAUUUGACAAAGGAAAAGGACUUGCAUCUUCAGGGAGCGACAGCGAAGUGAUCGUCAGCCGAGUCUUUGUCAGGGACGCAAACACGUCUCACCAGGUGAAAUUCUGUGCCCAUAACGCACAUGUAGCGGACGACAAAUCCGUAACGCUGACGUCACACAGUGGGUGUUGACGUCAUACAUUGGGUGUUUACACGUAACGUUGUACUGGCUCCUGUGUACUGUUUAAUAUGGUGGUCAAUAAAAUAGACUCAAGACACGGUU
Messenger RNA from Haliotis rubra (blacklip abalone), 1628 nucleotides. RefSeq names its product pancreatic triacylglycerol lipase-like. The coding region runs from base 128 to 1537 and encodes 469 amino acids. The record is from RefSeq and is a predicted model, not a curated record. The transcript is spliced from 8 exons. Gene Ontology annotation, molecular function: protein binding; triacylglycerol lipase activity. Gene Ontology annotation, biological process: lipid metabolic process. NCBI's taxonomy places the organism in Eukaryota, Metazoa, Mollusca, Gastropoda, Lepetellida, Haliotidae.